UAGUGCUAGUCGCGGAUUGGAGGGAGAGAGCCAGGCCGGAUUGUAGGGCUGAUGGCGGCGUCGCUGGCGGGAAAGAAGAUCGUAUUCGUUACUGGAAAUGCCAAGAAGCUAGAAGAGGUGGUCCAGAUCCUUGGAGAGAAGUUCCCUUGUGAAUUGAUCCCACAGAAGAUUGACUUGCCAGAAUACCAGGGGGAACCGGACGAGAUUUCCAUCCAAAAAUGCCAGGAAGCAGCCAGACAGGUCCAGGGACCCGUCUUGGUGGAGGACACCUGCCUCUGCUUCAAUGCCUUGGGGGGCCUCCCUGGCCCUUACAUAAAAUGGUUUCUGGAAAAGUUAAAACCUGAAGGUCUCUACCGGCUCCUUGCAGGCUUUGAAGACAAGUCAGCUUAUGCGCUCUGCACAUUUGCACUCAGCACUGGCGGGCCAGAAGAUCCCGUACAGCUUUUCAGGGGCCAGACCUUUGGCCAGAUUGUGGAACCUCGAGGUUGUCGGGACUUUGGAUGGGAUCCUUGUUUCCAGCCUGAUGGCUAUGAGCAGACUUAUGCCGAGAUGCCCAAAGCUGUAAAGAAUACCAUCUCUCACCGAUUCCGAGCCCUUCAUGAGCUCCAGGAGUACUUUGUGCAGCGAUGCCCCCAGAGGCUCCAGGAGGGUGUACCGCAGCGAGGAGAAGGAGAGGGGGCAGCAUGAAGGCCCCCCUGGAUCAGGAUGGAGGGACAAGUUGGCAUUCCCAGAUUAAAGCAUUUAAUUGGC
Messenger RNA from Gracilinanus agilis (Agile Gracile Mouse Opossum), 750 nucleotides. RefSeq names its product inosine triphosphatase (gene ITPA). Bases 52 to 687 code for a protein of 211 amino acids. The record is from RefSeq and is a predicted model, not a curated record. Gene Ontology annotation, biological process: nucleoside triphosphate catabolic process. The transcript has 8 exons. Gene Ontology annotation, cellular component: cytoplasm. Gene Ontology annotation, molecular function: nucleoside triphosphate diphosphatase activity. NCBI's taxonomy places the organism in Eukaryota, Metazoa, Chordata, Mammalia, Didelphimorphia, Didelphidae.